Molecule: messenger RNA, 1209 nt
Organism: Eucalyptus grandis
Lineage: Eukaryota; Viridiplantae; Streptophyta; Magnoliopsida; Myrtales; Myrtaceae
Product: disease resistance protein RPV1
Exons: 3
Coding region: 1-1140 (379 amino acids)
Biological process (GO): signal transduction
Source: RefSeq, a predicted model, not a curated record
AUGGGAAUAAACCACCCAUACAAAGUACCAAAUCUUGGGCAACUCAUUAUUGUUCAUUGUCAACUUCUGUUUCUGAUUCUACUGGCGUCUUCUUCUUCCAACUCCAAAACGAGUUUCAAAGUCUUUGUGAGUUUUAGAGAAGAGAACGUUGGCAACAACUUUGUCACACAUCUAUACGCAGCUCUAGACCAUGCUGGAAUAUACUACUUUGACGUUCAACGAAGGGAGAAAGAUGAAGGGAAUCUAAUGAUCACAGUUCCGAAGAUGAUCGAGGAAUCAGACCUUGCAAUCAUCAUUUUCUCCGAGGACAACGCCUAUUCAAGGUUGUGUUUGGAAGAGGUGGUGAAAAUCAUGGAGUGUAAGAAGCAAAGAGACCUCAAGGUCUUUCCGGUGUUUUAUAGAGUGGAAUUAGGUAGAGUGAGUGGAUUGAAAGGGAGUUAUCGAACUGGUAUCGAAUAUUUUCAAAAGAAGCUCAACAAGGAUGUGAGGAAAUUGAUGAGAUGGAAGGAUGCUCUCCAGGAGGCGGGGAGCUUGUCUGGGUGGUACUUGGAUGAUGAAAUGUCGGAGGCCAAGAUAAUUGAAGACAUCGUCAAAAAGAUCUCUGAACUGAAAAUGUACGAUGUGUUUCUGAGCUUCAGAGGGAAGGAUGUCCGUGAGUACUUUGUUAAGGGUCUGAACGAGGCCUUGGUGCAAAAGGGCAUAAAGACUUUCAUGGACAGCGAGAACUUACUGAUGGGCCAAGAUUUCCCAUCGAAACUGAAGGAAGCCAUUGAACAAUCUCGCAUGUACGUUGUCGUUUUCUUAGAAAACUACGCCGAAUCUUGGUGGUGUCUGAAGGAGUUGGUGCAGAUCCAAGGGGAGAAGAACAGAACAAAACAGCUGUUGCCGAUAUUUUAUAAGGUGGCACCGCAGGAAGUAAGGGGACAGAAUCCACGGGAAGUGAGUGGAAAGAAACAGAGUUACGAGAAAGCAUUGACCAACCAUGAGAGCGAGUUUGGGAAGCGCAAGGUUAAAAAAUGGAAGGAGGCUCUCUCUAAAGCUGCCAAUGUGAAUGGAAUACAUUUGCAUGAUGGGAACAUGCAUGGUUGCAUCCCUAGGAUUGUUAAAGAGAUAGAGAAGAUGAUGCAAAGGAUUGAAUGACAGCUAGGAUGAAAAGGCUCAAAAUGUCAGUUCCAUAAGACAGAAUAUAAUUUCAUUACACUGGAGAUU